This is a messenger RNA of Aplysia californica (California sea hare), 1053 nucleotides long. RefSeq names its product pancreatic lipase-related protein 2-like. The record is from RefSeq and is a predicted model, not a curated record. Gene Ontology annotation, biological process: lipid metabolic process. The transcript is spliced from 6 exons. NCBI's taxonomy places the organism in Eukaryota, Metazoa, Mollusca, Gastropoda, Aplysiida, Aplysiidae. The coding region runs from base 1 to 1053 and encodes 350 amino acids. Gene Ontology annotation, molecular function: lipase activity.
AUGUUGUCCCCUUCUCCACCAGAGACACUUGUAAAAAAUGCAUGUCCACACCUGGAGAAAAGCCCCAAAGUGAGCGUGACUUCCGUCUGCUACCCGUACGUCGGCUGUUUCGACGACCGCCCGCCCUUCAACAACGCCGCGGGGAAGCUGCCCAAGUCUCCGACACAGCUUCACGGAGAUUUCAACGUGAUCACCGUCGACUGGGGUGAGGGAGCCAAACUCCCUGACUACCAUCAAGCGGUUGCUAACUUGCGGCUUGUGGCCACCCAACUCAAGCUGCUGUUGGAUAUCUUGCAAGGUCAAGGCCUCAAGCUCUCGGACGUCCACAUGAUUGGUCAUUCCCUCGGCGCUCACAUGUCUGGUUACGUCGGCCUCCUGAUUGGUUCCACAAUCGGCCGAAUCACAGGAAUGGACCCUGCUGACCCGGAUUUCCAAUGCCUCCCUUCUCUCGUCCGAUUGGACGCGGGAGACGCCAUGUUUGUUGACGUCAUUCACACAAAUGGCGCGGAGUUCAUCAAGGGCGGGGCCGGCAUGCUGCAGCAGUGUGGUCACGUGGACUUCUACGUCAAUGGAGGGGAGACCCAGCCCGGCUGUCAGGACGGAGUGGGCGGGGCUUUGUCCAGUCUCAUGUCCGUGUUUGAAAACUCCCAGCAUUCCUCUAACAAGAUUCUCCUCUCCCAUUCCCUAGGAGGUUCUGUCGGAGACGACGUGAGCUGCAGCCACGCCCGCUCUCAUGACAUUUUCACAGAAUCAGUCACCACAAACUGCACGUUCACAGGAUUCCCUUGUGACACUUACGAGAAGUUUCUGAGCGGCCAAUGUUCUGACUGCGGCACCACGGGCUGUAGUUCUAUGGGUUACUAUGCCAACCAGUUCUACGGCACAGGACGCAUGUUUCUGCGCACUCGGAUAUCGAAGCCUUAUUGCGGCUAUCAGUACGUGGUCAAAGUGACAAUGUCAUCAUCUGGCCGAGACAGCAAAGGAACCCUCUCUGUGGCACUACAGGGAGCUUAUGGCAACACCUCCUUCGCCUUGAUUACGCCGAAAACGUAA